Molecule: messenger RNA, 899 nt
Organism: Gossypium arboreum
Lineage: Eukaryota; Viridiplantae; Streptophyta; Magnoliopsida; Malvales; Malvaceae
Exons: 2
Coding region: 202-657 (151 amino acids)
Source: RefSeq, a predicted model, not a curated record
ACAGCUCAGAAACACUAACAAAACAAUGGACAAAAUGGGAAUCGCAAAACGUUAAAAAUCUAGUCUUUGCCGCUUAAUUGCUUCUAUAAAUACACCUCAAAAACUCACUCAUGUCAUUCAUCAUUGCUACUUUCGUUCCAAUUUUUUGUCAUUUUCAUUUGGGUUUUCUCAGUUAGAUUUUAUUUUUCUUUAAAUUAAUCGAUGGCACAGCAGCAGGCUCAGGUGAAGUUCACGGCGGUGAAGCCACAGUUGAUGGUGAAGACGCCAAAGGCAGUUGAUGCAGUUAAUUUCUACAAGUCCGCUUUUGGCGCCGUCGAAGCAGGCCGAUCUCCUUGCUGCCCCCCGCCAACAGCCGAACAGAACCUCCCUAACAUCCUCUGCGCUCAGCUUGAGCUCGCCGGAUGUUCCUUCGUCGUAUAUAACGACGACUCCGCUCCAGAGAAAAUCGAAGGGAUCGGAAAUCAACUCUGCCUGGAAACUGAUGAAGUGGAAGCCGCCAUUUCCAAGGCCGUUAGCGCCGGAGCGGUUGUAGAGGGUGAGGUAACCGAAGGAGGCGGCGCCUGCUGCGGCGGUCGCGUAGGUAAGAUUAAGGAUCCAUACGGAUAUGUUUGGCUCAUCUGCUCUCCCUCCAACAAAUGCGCCCCCGUGGAAGCUUAAAACUGCCAUCGGCUCUUUUGAUGUAAUACUGCUGUUUGUGUGUGUUGUAUAUGCUUUUGUUAAUAAUAACGAACCAGGCGAUGACGGAUGAUCAACUUUCAGUUGCUGUGAGUUAACCCUAAAUAAGCUUCAGUCAUAAGUAUGGAAAUGGUUUUUGUCGUUUUCUUUUCUCAGAAGUGGUUAAUCGUUGGUGCCUGAUGUUAAAUGAUAAGUCUAUGUAAUUUCUUUUUUUUUUUAAAGAA